AUGAGUCUUUACAAGGACACAAGUUGGCUAAAGGCUACUCAGGCCUUUGAGGUGCUUGGAUUCAUCGCUGCUGUCGUCGCGCUGAUCCUGAUCAUUCUCUACAUCUUCGUGCCGGCCACAAUCGGCAAGCGGAUCGUCUUCAUCCUGAGCAUUUUAGCCUGCUUUGCCGCAGCCGGUUGCAUUCUCCUAGGCAUCAUCAUCUUUGGCUCGGUAAUACAAUACAACCUCUCGUGGUCGUUCGCUCUCUGCUGUAUAGCGGGCAUCAUCUUCGCCAUUUCCGGCCUUCUGCUGGUCGUCGACAUGUGCAAACGUUAAAUUCUAGUGUCGCCGGGUGGUGAAAAGUGUGCAGCCAGUCCGGGACUCGAACCCGGGACACCUCGCUUACAGGGCGAAUGCUCUCCCGGGCCGCCACACAUCCUUCCACUAAUCCCGUUUAA
Molecule: messenger RNA, 437 nt
Organism: Dreissena polymorpha
Lineage: Eukaryota; Metazoa; Mollusca; Bivalvia; Myida; Dreissenidae
Exons: 3
Coding region: 1-315 (104 amino acids)
Source: RefSeq, a predicted model, not a curated record